CAUCAGUGACCCUAUGAACACUCGAAAUAUAUAAGAGUCGGCGACGCGCACACCUGCUUCAAUAGCCAACCACAACCUUCAGUACCUCACCUCAGCGACUCACCAAAGUUUAAGCCCUUGCAGUGCCUUGGUGGUCCACAUAAACACCCAGACGAUGCUGCUGACGCGCCUGUGCCUGUUGUCCUACCGCUGGCUCGCCGCGGCUCUAGCCAUCCUCCUCCUCACCUCCUCCACCGUCACCCUCGCUCACAGCACAACUGUUGAGCACGACUUCCACAUCGUGCACAAUGUCGACAACAGAAGUCCAGAGAUAGACCCCUUCUGGUACGUGGGCCGAGGGGUCCGUCCCAUCGGGCGCUUCGGGAAGCGGCACAGCGGCUUGGUGUCGCUGGCCGGCCGCUCCCUGGAGCCCGUGCUCAGCUCCCUGGAGCUCCUCCUCAACACGCUACGCAACAAGGAGGACUCUGGGAAAUCACGCAUGGAGCAGGGCCGGGAUUGGCUCCCUUGACGGCCCGCCCACUAAGGACUUCUACCCUUCACCCCAAACCACCUCCAUUUGUUUCAUGUCUUACGUUUGAUAUAUUUGGGUUAUUUAUCUCCAUUCUGUAGAUUCAUCUGUGCUUAUUGUCUCCGCCCGACCCUGUUGGUUGUUUGUGAAAAGCAUUUAUUUGUAGCUGUAAACGCGUAAACGUUACUGUAAUCUGUAAUCACAAAAUGCUGAAUCUGUUGAUUAUUAAAUAACAUUAUGCUAUCA
Messenger RNA from Gadus macrocephalus (Pacific cod), 754 nucleotides. RefSeq names its product prolactin releasing hormone 2 (gene prlh2). Lineage: Eukaryota; Metazoa; Chordata; Actinopteri; Gadiformes; Gadidae. The transcript has 3 exons. Bases 155 to 508 code for a protein of 117 amino acids. The record is from RefSeq and is a predicted model, not a curated record. Gene Ontology annotation, molecular function: hormone activity.